Aspergillus affinis is the source of this 1023-nucleotide messenger RNA. Its product is annotated as mitochondrial 37S ribosomal protein uS2m. The transcript is spliced from 3 exons. Bases 1 to 1023 code for a protein of 340 amino acids. Gene Ontology annotation, cellular component: ribosome; mitochondrial small ribosomal subunit. NCBI's taxonomy places the organism in Eukaryota, Fungi, Ascomycota, Eurotiomycetes, Eurotiales, Aspergillaceae. Gene Ontology annotation, molecular function: structural constituent of ribosome. The record is from RefSeq and is a predicted model, not a curated record. Gene Ontology annotation, biological process: translation.
AUGAUUGUCCGGUAUCUGUGUGCGCGGCAGAGCCGCUCGUUUCUUGCUCUCGGCCGCCGGGGUCGCUUCGUGAACAGACUUUACUCAACAGAGACGCCAGUGAUCGAGACUGAAGUGCAAACUCGGGUUGAAGACCAUCCGGCUCAGCUAGAGAGCUCUUUGCCAUCGGUCUCGGAUGAAGCUCGCAAUGCUGCCCAAGAGGCUUUCGUGAAACGCAAGACACAAGAAAGCAAGUUCCGUGAACUUGGUACUAAGGUUGCCAAUGCCUACCAGCCCGAGGAUCUCAUUCGAUUUCCCCCCAAGCCUUCGGACAUCACCCUCGAACUGCUUCUCGCCUCCCAGACACACCUCGGACACUCGACGUCUCGCUGGAACCCCCAGAACUCCCGCUACAUCUUCGGUAUCCGUGACGGCAUCCACAUUAUUUCUUUGGACGUGACCGCUGCCCACCUCCGACGUGCGGCUAAAGUGGUGGAGGAGGUCGCCGCUCGCGGUGGUCUGAUUCUUUUCGUGGGCACGCGGCCGGGCCAAAAGCGAUACGUGAUCAGGGCCGCAGAGCUGUCUCAGGCCUACCACGUCUUUGAGCGUUGGACCCCCGGCAGUUUGACCAAUGGACAGCAAAUCCUGGGUCACUGUGCCACCAAGGUUGUGAACGCUUUCGACCAGGAGCUGCCCGCCUACCGGGAGACUCUGGAGGAGAGCUCUGCUCUCAAGCCGGAUCUUGUGAUUUGCCUUAACCCCGUUGAGAACGAAGUCCUCCUGCACGAGUGUGGUGUGAACAACAUUCCUACCAUCGGUGUCGUCGAUACGGAUGCCGACCCUACAAGUGUCACCUACCCUAUUCCUUCCAACGAUGAUAGUUUGCGUGCCGUCGGCGUCAUUGCUGGAGUCCUGGGACAAGCAGGACAUGCUGGCCAGGCGAGGAGACUGGAGGCGGCUCAAAGGGGUAUUCUCACGUAUGUCCCAGCGGAAAUUCAACUGAGUGAGGCCCAGCAGGAAUUAGAAUCCAAGAACCAACAAUAA